AAUAUUUCCCCAACUUGGUGCAACUCCAUGUUCAUUACACUCUGUUCUCCACUUUCUUCAGGCCAAAAGAGGGAAGAACAACCAACAAAAUGGAGCUCAGUCAACAUGGUUUCUUAGAGGAGUUAUUAGCUUCCACGCCUUGGUCCUCUUCUUAUUCAAAUGGCUUCAAUGAUUUCUUCCAAAAUACCUGGAAUUUCGGUUGUUUUGAUGAAAAUCCCCAAAUGGGUACCUCUAUUUCCCCCCAUUUUCCCGCUCUCCAAACUGCUACUGAUUUUUCCUUCGCCGACCAAUACCUCUACACCAAUUUUCUCGAAGGCUUUGCAAUGCCGGAGCUCGAUUCUUCAUCGUACACUAGGAAUAACGAAACCCCACCAUUCGUUUCGCAAGAAGAAAUGAGUAAUAAGAACAGUGGGUUCCCUCCGCUGGGGAUGGAGGAGGAAGAACUUGGGUUUAUGGAGGCUGAAGCGGCUCCAAGUGUGUGCAAAGUGGAAAUGGAGCAAAUGGGUGGGCGUGAAACUAGUGAUUCCAAAAUGGGUGUCGCAGAAUCCAGGAAAAGAACCAGUAACAAGGCUAAGAAGAUUGAAGGACAGCCCUCGAAGAAUUUAAUGGCGGAAAGAAGAAGAAGGAAGCGGUUGAAUGAUCGGCUUUCCAUGCUCAGAGCAAUAGUCCCUAAAAUAAGCAAGAUGGAUAGAACGUCUAUACUUGGAGACACGAUCGAUUAUGUGAAAGAGCUGCUAGAAAGAAUCAAUAACUUGAAAGAAGAAGAUGAAUUUGGUUUAGAUUCGAAUCACGUGGGCUUCAAUGGGAUCUCCAAGGAAGGGAAGCCCAAUGAAGUUCAAGUGAGAAAUUCCCCAAAGUUCGAUAUUGAAAAGAGGGAGAGUAAGACUCGAAUCGACAUUUGCUGUGCGACGAGGCCAGGGUUAUUGCUGUCCACUGUGAACACAUUAGAAGCAUUGGGGCUUGAGAUUCAACAGUGUGUGAUUAGCUGCUUCAAUGAUUUCUCGAUGCAAGCUUGUUGUUCAGAGCAGGGAAGCGGUGAGAAAGCAGUGGCAAGUUCAGAUGAUGUAAAGGAGGCACUGUUCAGAAAUGCAGGAUAUGGAGGGAAGUGCUUGUAGUGGAAACACUUGAAUAAAUCGGAGGGGGAAAGAACAUCAAUGGUGUUGUUCAAAGGGAUGAAAUGAAUCGGCUGCAAUUUGAAAUAAUUGAUCCGGAACCCUCUUUCCAAUAAUUAAUCUGGGUUUUAUUUGGUGCAUUUAGUGAUUAGACUUAGAAUACCCAAAAUGAAAUCCCAAUAAUGUACUGAAGGAAAUGAACAAAAGAGUUCCAUUUUUCAUGAAAGUACUCACUUUUCUUGCUUGGCUUCA
Messenger RNA from Cucurbita pepo subsp. pepo (vegetable marrow), 1364 nucleotides. Its product is annotated as transcription factor bHLH93. Lineage: Eukaryota; Viridiplantae; Streptophyta; Magnoliopsida; Cucurbitales; Cucurbitaceae. Gene Ontology annotation, biological process: regulation of DNA-templated transcription. Gene Ontology annotation, cellular component: nucleus. Gene Ontology annotation, molecular function: DNA-binding transcription factor activity; sequence-specific DNA binding; protein dimerization activity. The record is from RefSeq and is a predicted model, not a curated record.